Molecule: messenger RNA, 7662 nt
Organism: Psilocybe cubensis
Lineage: Eukaryota; Fungi; Basidiomycota; Agaricomycetes; Agaricales; Agrocybaceae
Exons: 4
Coding region: 1-7662 (2553 amino acids)
Biological process (GO): regulation of transcription by RNA polymerase II
Cellular component (GO): nucleus
Molecular function (GO): transcription cis-regulatory region binding
Source: RefSeq, a predicted model, not a curated record
AUGAACGUCGCUGCGCUGCUCCAGGACUCGCCCUCUGACCGGAGAGCACCGCCGACCCAGCCAUCCUCUGAUAACAACACAUCAUCCACUUCCACCAACAAUCCCAAUCCGCCCCCGUCCCCGCAGUGGCAGCGCUCUUCCACCGGCACCCACCAUCCACCUGCAUGGAACCACCCACACUCGCACUCCUUUGCCCGCCCCGACCCACCCGCGCCCGCCGCCCCCGCAACUCCCACCACCGGCAGCGCAAGCCUCAGCGCCCUCGUCAACCCCAAAGAGCCGCCCCUCUGGUCCCCCUCCUCCUCAAGCACCAGCCGCAUCCUCUCACCCAAACCGUAUGCGUCCAUCGACAGAGAUCAACCCUCGUCGCGCAGCCGCGCCGGAUCACACUCGUCCACCCAGAUUCCGCCCGUAUCCUCCUUCCACGCCCCGCCGCCGCCCUCGCCUCGUCCUAUCCUAUCCUCCAACUCUUCCAACAACACCACAAUCACAAAUAACAACACCAACACCAAUAACACCAAUAACACCCGUGGAAGCGGAAUCCCACCGCUCACUCCAACACCCACACCGUCCUCUCUAAACCUAGCACCGAUGCACUCGCCUCCAGGACGCGCCGCGAUGCACGAGAGCAGCAGCAUCCUCGCUUCGAGUUCUCCGGGGCGUGGCAGCGGCGGACCCGCGGGCUCACCAGCCGUAUCCCCGCCCAUAUCCGGCAACAGCAACGCGCAUAUGGGGUCUUCUGUCUCUGCCUCGGGGCAGAGCGGUGUCUGGGGGGGUCACGUGGGAGGAUGUCCAGGAGGAGUAUCAUCUGCGGCUGCGGCGGGGGUGACCAACAACGGCUCUUCUUUGAUGGACCAGCGUCACACUCACACUCUUGCGCGCGCUGGUGGUCCCAUGGAUAUGAGAGAUAUGCAUAGGGAGAGGGAGAGGGAGAGGGAUAUGCAGAGACGCAGACUGUCAAAUGCCUCGAGCCACUCUUCUUCGGCUCCCAUCACUCAGCCUGCUCCGCUCGUAGGCCCUGGCUCAGGCCCAUCUCCUUUCUUGAUGAAUGACGAAAAACAAUCACUUCCCCCCCUCUCCACCUCCACCACCAUCCCCGGCACAGCCAGCUCAGCAAGCAUGCAGGCGCCCCCUCCGCGGCGCACGGACUCGGCCGCCACGCCUUCCUCUGCGCCCGGCCAAUCACACACACCCACUCUCUCGCGGCGUUCCAGUGGCGCGGAUAGAGAUGCCGAUGGCGGUAUGCCCCGCGAUAGAGAGCGCGAGAUGCAGCGGGACCGGGACCGGGACCGCGAUAGAGAGAGGGAGAGGGAUAUGCGUGAAAGAGAACUCCGGGACAUGCGCGAGCGCGAACGGGAGCGGGACAGGGAGCGGGACAUGCGUGAGCGAGAGCGCGAGAGAGAUCUGCGGGAUAUGCGCGAGCGCGAGCGGGAGAGGGAGAUGCGAGACCGUGAGCUCCGCGAGAUGAGCAUGCGCGACCGCGACCGUGAUAUCCGCGGUAUCGGCGCUGGACCGGGUGGGCCCCCUCCUCCUCCACUACCACCACCGCCAACCGCACCUUCAUCUGCGUCGUCGCAGCCUCAGUACGCACCGAGAGAGUACCGCGAGCGCGAGCGCAGCGACUCGCUCCUUCGUGCCCAGCAGCAACAGCAAGGCUCGCCGCUGCCACCACCCCCGUCCUCUACCUCCGCGCCGUCGUUGUUCCCGCAGCGUGAAAGGGAGCGCGAUCUCCAGCGCGAGAGGGAGAGGAGUAUGGUUCUGCCUGGGCCUGGGAUCAUUGGUCCGGGUAUUGGCCCUGGCAUGUCGAGCUCGAGUGCGGCCAUGGAUAGGGAGAGGGAGAGGGAUCGCGGGCCGUUGGUCAGAGCUGGUACACCCUCGGGUAUGAGAGAGAGAGAUAUGCGGGAUGUGAGAGAUAGGGAUAUCGGUAUGAGGGAUAUUGGCAUGCGGGAUGUGAGGGAGAUUAGGGAUGUGAGAGAUGUGGGGAUGAGGGAUGUGAGAGAUAUGAGGGAGAGGGAUAUGAGAGAUAGGGAUCUGCUAAGAGAGCGCGAUAUGCGCGAUAUGAGGGAGAGGGAGAGGGAACGAGACCGUGAGCGCGAGCGCGAGCGCGAUAUGCGAGAGAGGGAUAUGCGCGAUAGAGAGCGCGAGCGCGAGAAGGAGCGGGAUUGGAUCGAGCGCGAGCGUAUCAUCCACCACCGUCCGUCAUCCUCCGGCUCCUACCCGCCCCCGCCCGCCUCGUCGCAGAUCCCACCGCCCGCCCCAUCGUCGUCGCGCAAGGAUCCAGGCGGACCUGCGCCGCCACCGCCGCCGAUGUCCGCCUCAGGGGGCUCGUUGUCGUCGGCGAAUGGCGGGGGCAUGUCGAACCCGCACCCGUUCACGCAUCCUCUAGGGCACGUCCAGCCGCACGCGCAGCAGCAGCAGCACCCCAGCCACUCGCACAUCCACCCGUCGCAGGCGCAUGUGCAUCCCAUGGGACAUGCGCACAGUCAUUCUUCGCACUCGCACUCGCAUUCGCACUCGCAUACGCAUGGUCAUAGUCAUAGUCAUGGGCAUUCGCAUGAUGGUGGGCGACCGCACCAGACGCAGCAGCAGCAGCAGCAGCAUAUGAUGGGUCCUGGAGGACAUGCACAUGGACACUCGCGCGACCAUUCGCAGCCUCAAUCGCGCCAGCCGUCCAUCGGGCCCGGGCAGACUCAAGCGCAAACACAAGGCAGCGGCGCGCCUCCUCCGUCAUCAUCAUCGUCGCAACUACCAGGCGCACAAACGACCUCGCCGCCUGGUACAUCCUCCGGCCCCCCGCCGACCGUGUCGCCGUCUACAUCAGGCCAGCUCGUGCCGGCGUCGUCGCUCCCCGCGAGCGCGGGCGGUGUGCCGCCGCAGCGCCAGUUCCAGUCGCAGUUCCACACGCAGUUUGUGUCGGGCUUGCAGCCGCCGCCGCCGCCGAGUCAGCAGCAGGUGAUGCAGGGAGGAGGAGGAGGUGGUGGUGGUGGGGGGUCAAGGGUGAACUCGCCAGUGAUGAUGGGUGAUAAGCGGGAUCGCGAGCGUGAGCGUGAGCGGGAGAGGGAAAGAGAAAGAGAGAGGGAGAGGGAGGGGAAGAAGGUGAGUGGGCGGAGCAGUGUGUUGGGGAUGGUGGGCAAGGACAGGGAUGAUAGGGAAAGGGAAAGGGAGCGAGAGAGGAUAAAGGCCCGCGAGAUGUACACUCCCUCUGGGCGACGCGGGGUCGGACCAGCAGACGAUGGCUAUCCUCCCCCUCCUUCUACCCAACAGGACUACCCCGCGCCCCCGCCUUCUUCUUCUUCCUCUCAACAACAACAGCAACAACAACAACGCCCAGGUGCAUAUCCCCCGCACUCACAGCAGCAGCAGUCUCUGGGCCAUGGGCAUUCAGGGCAGAUGCACGACCGCGAGCGCGAUUCGAUGAUGGUCGACGAGCCUCAGCAGCAUCUCCAGAUCCACGGGCCGGAAGGGCGCCAUGUCUACAGCCACCCACGUGAUCGUGACCGAGAGCGUGACCGCGACAGAGAUCACGUCAUGCGUGACAGGGACCGCGAACAACAACGCGACAGGGAGCGAGACAGAGACAGAGACAGUCAUAGGGAUCCUAGGGAUAGGGACAGAGAUAGGCUUGUAGCAGAGAGAGACCGCGAUGUCGAUAUGAUGGACGUGCGUGAUUAUCAUGGACGUGUUGCCCCACAGCAGCAGCAGCAGCAGCAGCCACCCACCUCGCAGCCGAUGUCGAUGUCGAUGUCGUCUGGUGGUGGUGCGGGCCCUGCGCCGGGUAUGAUGGUGGAUGAUGGGCAGUGGUAUGAUGCGCCGCCGCGUGGGCAUGUUGUGCAUUCUAGUGGCGAGUACGGGGCACCGCAUGUGGGACGGCGCGAGAGGGAGCGCGAGAGGGAGAGGGAGAGGGAUAGAGAAGGGCACAGGGAUCGCGAGCGCGAGCGCGAGAAGGACAGAGAUCGCGAUCGUGAGCGCGAGAGGGCGCGGGAGCUCGAGAUACAUCAUCAGCUGCAGCAGGCGCGCAUCCGGCAUCAUGAACAACAACAACAGCAGCAGCAGCAACAGCGCCAGCAGCCGUAUAUGCCAUCACAACAACAACAACAGCAACAGCAGCAACCGCAGCACGUCCACCGCCACAACGCGCCGCUACCGCCGCCUCAACAGCCGCAAGCCAUGCAAGAGCCCAACUUCUACCACGACGCGGGGCUGGGCGGGUUCGAGGACCCGCGGCGCAGUAGGGACAUUUACAAUAGCGGUGUUGGCGUGAACGUCGGUGCGGGUGGGGAGUACGCCAUCGACGCGCCGUUCAGCGACCCGCGACAUCCACACGCGCACGUCCAUCCGCAUGGACACGGGCACGGUAUACCCCUCCCGCCCUCCUCCAUAUCUGCCUCCGCGUCCGCCUCUGCCUCUGCCUCCGCAGCAGCCAUCGCCGCUCAGGCUCAGGCACAAGCACAAGCACAAGCAGACGCCGAGGCGCUGGACGAGUGGGAUGAAUGGCGGGCAGAGGCCGAGGGCGAGAGCACGCGGGCCAAGGUGCGUGUUGAUCUCGGGACGUGGGUGUACCCGCGCGUGCCGUUCCCGUAUUUCUUUGAGCUGGGCGCGGGGCUGUUGGCUGCGAAGGAGCGGGAAGAGGCGGCGGCUGCGAGGCGGCGGGAGGAGGAGAGGGAGAGGAAGGUUAGGGAGGAAGAGGAGGAGAGGGUUAGGGUUGAGGAGGAGAAGGAGAGAAGGAGGAAAGAGGAAGAGGCAAAGGAAAAAGAAAAGGAGGAACAGGAGAAGGAACGGAAAGAAAAAGAAGAAAAGGACAGAGAGGCAGAGAAGACAACAGGCAAGACAUCAGAGAAGAUGGAAGAGGGCGAGAUUGAUGAAGAGGCAGAGAUGAAGGUCGAGCAGGGCUUGGAGGAAGGCGAAGAGGCCGCGAAAGACCCAAAAAAGGAAGUUACUGUAAAUCCUAUGGACGUCGACGACGACAACUCCAAGUCUGCUCAACCUACCUCGACAUCUAAACCUGACGAAUCCACACAAAGCGACUUGGCGGGAUCCACAUCUCUCUCCCAAACUCGGAUUCAUGAAGACACUAUCCCUGAUCCACCCAUCCAACAGCCCCUGCUCGACAUGGAGACGCGCACCACCAUCCUUAUUCCCUCAGGGUACAUACCCACCGAGAAACCACUCCGUCCGCGUCUCUGGGGCGGCGGCGGGUUCGAUCCGCGCCCACGCCCACCGCUCCCUGUCCGCUCAAGGAGGAAAGGCGGCAGUCUGAAUGGGAAACGCACCCGCCCGCCAACACGCCAGAACAGCCAUCUCGCCAAUAGCACGACCUCUGCCAACGGCGUGAACGGGAACGGGAACCUCGCCGUGUCUAGCAGCAGUAGCAGUGGAGGUGCGAACGGAUUGGUGUCGUCCGCAUCAGCUAGUGCGCGCCGCCUGCGCUCGCGACGCCCGCGUAGGGUGUACACCGACGACUCGGACAUCUUCCUCUGCGCGAUACACUCGGGCUGGCUCACGUGGAGCGGCGCGCGCAAGGCCAAGGCGAAAGGCCGCGAUCUGCGCAUUGAGGUCCGCGUGAUACGCUGUGCGGGCGCGGGUGCGGGGAGCGUCUUUGCGCGGGGCGUGGGGAUGGGCAGGGUGCCUGUGAAUGCAAGUGGUGUGGCGGGCGUAGGAGCGGGUGCGCCAGUGAUGAGCGUGUCCCCUGCUGCUGCUGCUGCGGCGGCGGCGGCUGGGGGUAUGGACAAUGGGCUUGUGAAUGCCGAGCCUAGUUAUGUGCGGGAGGAGAUGGUUGGCAGAUUCAUAGGCGGGUAUGGCGAGCGGUGCUUUAAUCCCCUUGGGCGGAGCGGUAAAGUGGCGGGCGAGGAGGACGAAGAGGAGGAUGAUGACGGGGUGAUCAGAGGCAGGAGGAAACGUAAUGGGGAUAUUGGGUCGCUGCGGAGAGAGGAGGAAGAGGACGAGGACGAGGUGGUGUUUGAUGACCCCGAGGAUGAUGGUAGGAGUCUUGUCAGUGCCGCGUGGGGGACCGGACACGACGGCAGUGCGAUUGAGAUUGUCGGUGUAGAGUUUGUCGAGAGGGGCACUGCACAUGAUUCGCCUGGUGUCGGCCUGCGUAAUCGCUCACAGCGCCUUCGCGAGUACGCCGAGCGCCGUGCGUCAGUGCUCGGUCUACCAACAAGCACAGCGCCUUUCAACCGUCUCGCCGGCAGAAAACGGCGGCGCGGAUGGGGCGGCUGGCCAGUCGAGCCCCGCCGCCUGUUGCCUAAUGCGACUGCACUGCACACGAUACCCGAGGCGGCUGACGAAGAGGAGGAGGAGGAGGAGCCGAGCGAGUUCCUUUUACGCACGGCGGAUGGGCGUCGGGUGGAUAAUGAUGGUGGUGUGAAUAAUGUGGGUUUGAGCCAGCUGAGAGUUGAGAGGGAGGAGAAGCUUAUGGAUGUGCGCACGAUGGUGUUUGGUAUGGGUGCUGCUGGGGAUCUGCGCGUUGGAUACAAAUAUGUUCCUUCACUACUACAGGAGAUCCUGUUCCCUUCACCUCGCUCAUCAGAGCCGGAACCUCCUCGACCACGCAAGCGCAGACGCACACAGGAAUCCGACGACGUUGACAUGGCCGACGACAGUACCACACUCGACAGCACUACCACCACCAUCACCACCAGCACGCACUCCAGCGCAGCGUUAAUCGACAACGACCCGCUCCUCCGCCCGCUCAUCCUCGAGACGGCGAAAGAGGCGUACCUCCUCUCGCCUAAUAUUAUAUCGCCCACUGCUCCGUCGCCUGUGGCUGGUGCUGGUGCUGCUGUGCUGCCAGCGGAGAGGGUGUAUGAUAUUGCGCUGAUUUUGGAGACGGAGGUUGUGGUGGAGGAUGAGCCUGUCGCUGAGGCGGAGGUGGUGGAAGCUGCUCCUGGUGUUGUUGCUGGGGAUGCUACUCCUGUUAAUGCUGCUAAUGAGCCUGCGGUGGAUAGUAAAGAUAAAGGCGCAGAACUCAUUGAAGCAGAAGAUACAAAGGAGGCUGGUGGUCAGACCUCCACGGAACACGUAUCCGCUGAAGCUGCCGUCACUGCUGGUAGCGAUCAACCAUCUCCUGCUGCUGCUGAACCAUCAUCGUCGACAGCAGCCCCUACCAAUGUCCAGCCUGAAACACCGUCCAAAUCGAAAAUGACCACGGCCGAGCCUGGCUCGUCGCCUCUUCCGCCAUCUAGAGCGUCGCCUGUGCAUUCUCCUGUACAUUCGCCUGAACCUGAACCGGAGCAUGAUGGUCCUCCGUCUUCGCCUCUUCCCACUGACGACAACGAUACAUCUCUCCUCGACGACAAAGAUAACGCCAAAGACACCACAAAACACACCAAACAAGGCAAAGGCAAACCCUCCUCCCUUCUCCUCCUCGACGACCCCGACCACGACGCAGACGUGGACACAGAUGUAGAUACCAUCCCAAAACCGCAAUUCUCCGUCCAAGUCCUCCAGCGCAACCUCACCAGGCACAUGUUCCGCUUCGAGAAGGACAGCGUGUACGUCAAAGACCCGUCAGGUCCCGGUUCGGGUCCGGGGGGCCAAGCAGAUGGGGACGGGGUUGGGGAGGGGGAUGGGAUGGAGGCGGAGUAUGAGUGGGCGAUUCAGGUUAAGAAUUGGAAGUGGGCGCCGAAAGGCGCUAGGGAGAGGCUUGUGGAUGCUGUUUGA